AUGAUACUCUCCACGCCCAUAGCGCUCAAAAACAUCCUUGAGCACCUCAACGCCUGGGUGAAUUUGAUAUGCAUUGGACAUGCGGGGAGUGCUACCGUUCUUGGCGCGGCAGCCUUUGCAUCAUCAGUAAACCAACUCGUCGGCGUCAGCGUUGCCGUUGCCUUGGGGCGGGCUGUGUCGACUGCUUCCUCGCAGGCUGCUGGCAAGUCUGACCACGAGGCACUUGGUUUGGUUCUCGAGCGUGCGCUUCCUCUUGCCUGCGCGAUGGCCCUGCCGAUCAUGGCGCUGCUCUGUAUCCUGCCAUUGUUUGUGCGCCUGCUUGGCAUGGGUGAGCAGUUUGCGACAUUGGCGGGCGAAUAUGCUAUUGCCAUUCUGCCGGUCACCGCCGCACGAGGCGUUUGCGAGGUGCUACAAGCCUGGCUCGCAUGCCAAAAGAUUACCAAGCCGCCGCUCUACAUCAACCUCGCCCUGACGCCAUUCCAUGCAGCAGUCUGCUACUCUCUCGUGUUCAAUACCCGCCUCGGCUUCCUCGGCGCGGGAUGCGCAAACUCAGCUAUGUGGAUCGCACGCGCUGCCACCUUGUACAUGCACUGCAUCAGCCCGCACGCUGACCUCGACCGCCCGUUCGGCGGCCUCACUCGGCGCGGCCUGAGAGACGGCCGAGGGGAGCUCUUGCGGCUCGUCUUGCCGGGCGUGCUCAUGAGUGACUACUGGACGGGAGAGGCCAUCAUGGUAUGCACCGGCCUGGUGCCAAAUCCGGCCGUCGCCGUCUCCGCCCUCUCGGUAUAUACCUCGACGUUGAAGAUGAUUUACGACGUGCCGAACGGGGUUCGAAGUGGGGUCACUGUUUGUGUCGGAAGAGCUCUGGGGGCUGGGCUUCCCAGCCUCGCCUCUCUUGCGAUACGAAAUGGCCGCCUUCUGCUCGGGUGCUGGCUGCCAUUGCCCCUCUUCGCGGUCUGCGCCUUUACUAGCGGCUGGGCUCGGAUCUUCACGCGAGACGAGGCUGUUAUUUUGCAGCUCCACGCACUGGUGCCGUGGCUAGUCGUCAACUCCUGUGCUGGGGGUCUAAUGGCAAUAGCCAACGCCGUGAUGGCUGGCUGCAAAAGACUGCCGCCAAGCUGGCGCAGCUCUGCUUCACUUGCAUUGGCUUCCCUCUGGGGCUGCUCCUCGGCUUCAGCUUUGGGCUAG
Emiliania huxleyi CCMP1516 is the source of this 1188-nucleotide messenger RNA. RefSeq lists its product as hypothetical. The transcript is spliced from 3 exons. Gene Ontology annotation, biological process: transmembrane transport. The record is from RefSeq and is a predicted model, not a curated record. Lineage: Eukaryota; Haptophyta; Isochrysidales; Noelaerhabdaceae. Gene Ontology annotation, cellular component: membrane. Gene Ontology annotation, molecular function: xenobiotic transmembrane transporter activity; antiporter activity. Bases 1 to 1188 code for a protein of 395 amino acids.